Molecule: messenger RNA, 2598 nt
Organism: Suillus plorans
Lineage: Eukaryota; Fungi; Basidiomycota; Agaricomycetes; Boletales; Suillaceae
Exons: 7
Coding region: 1-2598 (865 amino acids)
Source: RefSeq, a predicted model, not a curated record
AUGCCGCCUGCCCGCCACACACGUGGCACUCAACCGACAUCUAUGGGGCUAGGACACCACUUCGUAAGCCCAAAGAAAGCUCGAGACCCUAAAAAAACACAAACUCUUGUUCACAUUCCCGGCAUCAACUCCAAGCAUCAGCGCCUCCUCGACCAAAUGGCUGCGUUGAUGCAGCCCCAAGUUUCGACCACUGAAACCCCCACCUCUACUGAGUCUCAAGCCCCGAUGGAUAUUGAGCACACCGCUGGUCACGUUGACGAUACGCUAAAUUACGACUACGAUGAUAACGAUUACAUCGCCGAGGAGGUAGCCCAGCCUGCUCAAGUAGCGUCUUGCCCUACAAAUGUGCCUAAGGUAGACCUUGGGCGUCGCCGUCUCUUGCCCAACAAGAUGGCUAACAAUCUAUAUAAUGCUUGGAAAGUGCUUAUCCCGACCCUGGUAGAUCCUCAUCUCAAAUAUUCUACAAGGACACACGGGUGUGCUCUUCCAGAAGUCCAUCCGGUCAUAUCCGCUUGCGCAAGCCAUACUAGUUGUACACAUCGACAAUUUUCCAUAGUUUGUCUCUUUUUUGACCGUUUCCUUUCUGUUGAUGUAUUGGCCUGCCGAUGUUCAACACUUUCGCAAGUCCUCCUUUACCAUGGCCUCUUUCCUACCGCUCCCUCCCAACCACGCAUGGCUGUUUCUACAGACCUACUCGCAUUCUAUCGUGCUUUGUUCGAGCGUUCAUGCGAUGCUAUCCAUGCGCUUGCGCAUGCCCUAAAGACCCAUUAUGCCCGCAGAGGCUUUCUCAUGACCAAUGCAGAUGGACAACUUAUUCAAGAACCAUUUCGUCGUGGACUUGGCCAAGCCGUCCAGUGGUUCGACAUCCUCCAGAUUGAGGUCGAACGGCAGACUGAAGCGACACUUCAAAUUUGUCGCGACCAAGUGUAUGAGGCCCGUAAACUUCAAUCUCAAGAGAACCCUGGCGUAACUACCCCCAUACGAUCCAGUACAACAUUAAUCCAAGGCCGGUGCGCCUCCAUUCUCACGCAGCAUUGCCCAGCCUGCUUUGGAGGCGUCCUUUUUGGUAGACCUCUUAAUGAAGGUGGCGACAUACAUGUUGCAACAGAUGGCAAUUUCCAUCAUCGACAUCGACGAUCUGCGGGCGACUGCCCACGCUUUUACGACCCCAUAUAUUUUCUUCCCAAGGCUCAAGUGGACAACGUUGGGCGACACAUCCUCUCGCAGCGUAAACGUGCACCAAGGAUUUGCACUUCUUUAGUAGUACCAGAUGAGGCAAUUGACCAAUGCGAGCACUCGUACGAGGCCGCAGAUGGUAAGAAGCAGAAGGCUGCGAUGGAUUCCUUCGAUGAUACGGGCGUCAUGGCUCUGAUAUGCCGUCACGAUAUCCCGCUCUUCUUCGCUAACAUUGAUUCACCUGGCGAGCAACAGAAAUACGCCGUAGCACUCAUUGAGCAUCUGUUUACUCUAUUGCCGCAGGAAGCCACUGUCAUUACCCUGUAUGAUGUUGGGUGUGUCCUCUCACGGUCAUUAUCUCAAUAUGAUAUUCUCCCCAAAUCAGUGACUUCACGUCUUCGAUUUGCAACCACGGCUAUGCAUGCAUAUGGCCACGAGUGGGCGUGUCAGCUCGAGUAUAACCCUCGCAUGUGCAACGGUCUUGGCCUCUCAGACGGGGAGGGAACUGAAAGACUAUGGUCAAGGUUCGUCAAAUUAAUUGGCAUUCAAAGGUCAUCAUCACGCCAGAAGCGUCUGUGGUUGAUAGACCGGCAAGCAGGCGCCAUUGGUCUUGAGAUGCGAACAGAUCUUGGCGAUUGGAUUAAACGGCGGCUCAAGCGUGGAGUUAAUGGUCAGGGUGCAGCGGCACAAGAAGUUUUAGAUAAUUGCGGUAUCGAAGCUCAAGACCUUCAGGAACAGUGGAAGGGCUCGGCUACUGAAGAAACCUUAGACGCUCUGGAGAGCCUCGAGCGCAGCCAUGAUCGUUUGAUGAGCAAAGUUGAAACAUUAUAUUCCUCGCUCAAUGUUCACGACAGAUUUCCAGAACUACAGGGCGUUGAUUUGGAUUUUGUUCGAACCCUUCUUAUGGCGCGCGAUCUCAAAAUAAAUAUCCGGAAGAGAGCAAUAGGAAGCUUUUUUGAAUGGGACAAACUUGACCGUGCGGUUGGUGGUGCAAAUCAGGCACUUGGUACGAAGCUACAUCAGCAGACACGUAAGGCUAUCGCUAAGCGCCAGCCGGCCUUGAUGACAGCGAUUCGCAAGUUUAACUCCUAUUGUGAGCAUCUGGAGAGCAUCUUUGACCCGUCCUGGGGCGUCCCGCUUCCUACUCCUCUCCCUACUAAGCUCGCCGAUCUUCGCAAAGAUCAGACGCUGAUGGAGGAUGUUUGGAUCACUCCAUCCGUUGGAGAUGUCCCUCAUUGGAUCGAAGACACUGACGUAAGAGAUGGCAUUCAAGCGUUGCUUAAACGGGAACGGUGCCAUGAAGAGCAGCGCCGCAUUGGGCAUGAAGCAGAUAACCUUUGUCGAUGGUUUGGAGCUGAGCUCACUGCGCUAGAACUCGCCCUCCGCUCUCCUACAAGUAAGCAAUUUCAUUUACAUCGAUGA